Trypanosoma theileri is the source of this 783-nucleotide messenger RNA. RefSeq lists its product as uncharacterized. Lineage: Eukaryota; Euglenozoa; Kinetoplastea; Trypanosomatida; Trypanosomatidae. Gene Ontology annotation, biological process: mitochondrial translation. Bases 1 to 783 code for a protein of 260 amino acids. The transcript has a single exon. Gene Ontology annotation, molecular function: structural constituent of ribosome. The record is from RefSeq and is a predicted model, not a curated record. Gene Ontology annotation, cellular component: mitochondrial large ribosomal subunit.
AUGAGCCGCAACGGUGAACUUUGUCUUAAGAAAGUGAUUAUUUCGUAUUGUCCCAGCAGGGGAUCACCCAAUACACGUCAGUUCCUCGCUACACACUUACCACGUUUUCACGCAAAAUACCCAAGUGUAACGAUCGACAUUCGCCCACGUUUAUGGGCAGAGACAAGCGUUACUGGUGUCUACCGCGAUGGUAGCGAGCGUGCAUGUAAGACUAAGUAUAUGAGCCCAAUGGGUAUUUGGCUACGUCUUCAUCAUCUCGUGAAUACAGCCAAUGACUAUGAUCAGCCGUUCUCGGCUUCACACUUACAUUUUCAGCGGCGCUCAGUGCAAGGCACAUGGAACCCGUGGUUGUGGCACUAUGAGACAGAGCGUCAACGCACAGAAGCUCCACAGUGGCGUCGCAAACUCUCUGAAGAGGAAUGGGACUACUAUGUUGGACAGUACAGCGCACAGAUGAAACAGGAGGAAGAGGUUAUCCACCAGCGUGUGGCAGCACGCACAGAGAUUCCUGCAGAGAGUACCAAAGAAGUACAAGAACGAUGGAAACAGCAUGUGGUACCACGAAUGCAAACAGAUAUGGAAUUUAAUUUGGCACACUUCAAGCGGCAGCACGCGAGAGGGCAGCGGGUACAACCAGUAACGAUGGGUGAGUACAAACUCUUCUCCGUGCCCGAUCACCGUGAGCUUGGUCAAGAUGCAGUAGAUAUGAUGCGACGGCGAGAGGCGAAACAUAUGGAAGAAUGGUGGCGUAAGCGGAAAGAGCAACUAAAACCGCCCAAGUGA